Messenger RNA from Bolinopsis microptera, 2448 nucleotides. Its product is annotated as solute carrier family 23 member 1-like. Lineage: Eukaryota; Metazoa; Ctenophora; Tentaculata; Lobata; Bolinopsidae. Gene Ontology annotation, cellular component: membrane. Gene Ontology annotation, biological process: transmembrane transport. The transcript has 17 exons. The coding region runs from base 64 to 1812 and encodes 582 amino acids. The record is from RefSeq and is a predicted model, not a curated record. Gene Ontology annotation, molecular function: transmembrane transporter activity.
CUACUAUAUAACAAAUAAUUUGAGCGGUGUGGACGGUAGCACUCGCUGUAACAUUCACCAGCAAUGACUACCACUUCAGAAGAUUCUGGCGACCUAAAAACUGGUUACGAGCCGGUUGGAGACAAUAUAGAAUUGGAAAGCGCAGGCGGUGAUGAUGACGAUAUUACAGCCGUCAGAAGACAGAUGAGGUACCCGAUCCUCAAGGACCCGAACUGGGUACUAUCCUUCUUACUAGGAUUACAACAGUACCUAGUGAUGUGGGGUUCAACGUUUGGGAUUUCUGUGGUGCUGGCUCCCAGCCUUUGUAUUGACAGUAACUUAGCAGCAAAGGGGCAGCUUCUGAACACUAUGUUUACUAUGUGUGGCCUCACUACAAUGAUACAGGUAUUCUUCGGAACUCGGUUACCCAUCAUUCAAAGUGGAUCGUGGAUAUUCUUCCCGGUAGCUGCUGGCAUCCUCUCCAAGAGUCCUUGUCAGGAAGUUUACCACGUGACUGACGAAAAUGGAAAUAACACGACCCAGACGUGGGAUCCGAACUGGCACACAAGGAUGGCUGAGCUCCAGGGUAACCUGAUGGUAGCCAGUUUGGCACAGAUGAUAAUUGGAGGGUUUGGACUUGUAGGCCUGCUCCUAAAGUUUGUUGGACCAGUUACCAUCUCCGUGAUGAUCGCACUAAUUGGUCUUAAUUUGGCUGUAGUCGCGGAGUUUCAGACUAGUCAAAAUUGGGGGAUUUCCCUGUUGAUGGUAGUGUUGGUGACGCUGUUUUCAGAGUAUCUCAAGAAUGUUCCAAUGCCUUUACCUUAUGUCUCGUAUUCUCGAGAGGAAGGAUUAAAUUAUGGAGUGACCUGGCUAAAGCUGUUCUCAACUUUGUCGGUAAUAAUAUCUCUAACAAUAGUGUGGGUCUUGUGUGGAAUCCUCACCGCUACCGGUACUUUUCAAGAAGGCAACAAGGCUAGGAUCGGAGACGUGUCUAGUAAUCUCAAUGAUGCAACUUGGUUCUAUUUCCCCUAUCCAGGACAGUUUGGAACUCCGAUAGUUAACGUGGGAGGGUUUGUGGGAUUUCUGGCGGCAAUCUUAGCGGGUGCUAUUGAGAGUAUCGGGGAUUAUUUCGCCUGCGCUAAAUUGGCUGGUGCCCCUCCCCCGCCCAAGUACGCUCUAAACAGAGGAAUAUUAUUAGAAGGUGUCGGAUGUUUCCUAGCAGGGCUCUGUGGUCCUGGGCUGGGUGUUACAAGUUACAGUGAGAAUAUAGGUGCUAUCGGCCUUACUAAGGUUGGGAGUAGACGGGUGAUUAUCUGCAGUGCAAUCCUCAUGCUAGCCAUGGGAACUGUAGGAAAGAUCGGAGUGCUGUUAGCCUCCAUACCCUCACCCAUAAUAGGUGGCAUGUACAUGGUGAUGUUCGGAAUUGUUACUGCUGUGGGCAUUUCUAAUCUUAGGUUUGUUGACUUGACAUCAUCACGAAAUGUUUUCAUUAUCGGAGUGUCAAUCUAUUUCGGGGUAGUUGUACCAAUGUGGACCAGCAAAAUAGUGAAUGAUCCUGAAGCAGCAAAAGCAAUCCAAACGGGUAACGAUGAGUUUGACCAACUAGUCCGGGUGAUAUGCGCCUCUGGCAUGAUAGUAGGGGCUGCAAUCGCCUGUUUCCUUGAUAACACUAUACCCGGAACUAAGAAAGAACGAGGACUAACCAGCUACGAGUUCUGUGCGAGUUCAGAAACUGACAAGGGCCUGGUGAACAAGAUAUACCGUGAACCGGUCAUGGAGUACCUUGCUGGAAAACUACCAAUUCUGAGGAAGCUUCCUUUUGUUCCAAACUAAGCAAGUUUCGUUCAAGACUCAGAAUUGAAAAAAGCUUAACAAAUUGAAAUUUUAUUAGGGUUUAGGACGAUUGUAUUUGUAUGUUGUGUGACUCGCGACAAUUAGUGUUAAAAAAUAAACAGUUGUGGUUCACCAACAGGAUCAAUACCUAUGAAUGUGUCUUCUUUUAAAUUAUUAUACGGUAAAUUGAAAUCUUUAUCAAUGUUUGUGUUUCUUGAAGUUGGGUGGACCAAGUGCAUAAUAUGUCAAUAUCUUUCAUAAUUGAUAAUAUGUAAUCUGUAUCCCACGUACCCUCCAGAAUAUAAUGAUUCAUUUGAUUAGGUAACGUUCACAUUCUAUUUUAUAUCCGUGAGCCAUUUUAUGCAUUUUAUGUAUUAUAUAUAUAGCGUACAUUAUGCAUAUAUAUAGCGUACAUUAUGCAUAUUGUGUUCAUUUCGACAUUUCACGUUAGCGUAAGCAAGCUUCCACUUUUCAAACUUCUUCCCCCUGUAAUAUGCAAAGAACUACUUAUGACUAUGCUAUGAGCAAUUGACACCUACUACACUCGCUGAUUACAUUGUAGAUAACCUUUCGUUUAAUUUAUAAAAAAAACUUUCAAUGUUUUUGGGUAUAACUAGGUUUUAUUUAUUCCAUGAC